CUAAGCGACGUAACGGCUGUUUAAUCGGUAGUCGUCGCGACGGAUUUGCUCGUGUCAUAUCAGUCGUCGCAGUUUCAGGAAAACUGUCCUGUCUAUUCAAUUUGCUCGCGGUUAAUCAACUUGAGGACAGUUUUUGUUCCCUUACCGACUUAUUUUCUCCUCGGUCCGGUCACCGACGGAACGGUCGAAUAGGAGUCUGCAUUCGAUGAUAGGUGGUACAUGUUUAUCGUCAGUCGGUGAAAUUUCUCACGAGAAAACAGACUCCGUGAUAGCUACAAACAUACCCUAUUGUUUGUGUAUCAGACGAUAACCACGAGAUACUGAAACAUCGUAUGUUAGCUUAUCCCCGCGUUACUUUGGUUUUCCUUCGCGCAAACCGUCGUGAGAAUUGGUAGCUGUACCAUCGCGACGAUGACAGCUCUUUCAUUCUUUAAUUAUCUUCGAAUGAUUCAAGACUCGUGACGCGCGCUUCAGUUUUAUUUCGACACGAGAAUGAAAAUUGUUUGUUAAACAAUCGGUGGUGAUAGACGCAACUGGCAUGAACCCAGAGUGCAGUUAGUCGCUGGAGAUUCUGUGUUCUUGAUUAGGAACAGUGCAACGAGAUCAACGUGAUCUUUGAAGUUUCUAAAAUAAAGAGAUACGAGCAAGAAAAAGAAAUUACACGAUUCAAAAGAUAAAGAGUUAUACAAUCGUGGACAUUAAAAUUGUUCGUUUCAACAUUGACAUCGAGUGGCUCUGAAUAUUCUUGGAUUAUAUAUCAGUCUAUUUUGGUGGAAUAAAAUUCUAUACUAUACUAGUUGGCAGAAAAGUUACCCGUUGACGUUUAAAACUUAAACAUAAUUUUCAACAUUGGUUUAACGAUGGAAGUAUUCUGUUUUUAUAGAUUUCACUUCGUAUAAGUCACGCCGAAUAAUAUGCAAACAUUGUAUAUGCAUAGGCUGACAAUUCGAACUAGCAUGACUAGUUAGCGAUUGACAGACAUAGAGUCAGUGGAAAUGGAGAUGUACGAUAACAAGGAUGCAAACGGCGAUAUGAUGGUCAAUUCGGUCGACGAAGAAUGCACGAUUCAAUUGAGGGACGACCAAAAUUUUCUUAAUCCGGAAACGAGGCCGAUUACUAGGAUACAUGUAGGGUUCGACGAUCUCACAUACGAAGUCGGUCAAAAGAAAGGUAAGACGAAGAGAAUUCUGAAGAACAUCACCGGAUGUUUUCGGCCGGGAAGGUUGACUGCCAUUCUCGGUCCAUCCGGCGCUGGAAAGACGACAUUGCUUCGCAUCAUAUCUACCCUGAAGUCGACCAACGUGAAAGGCACAAUUACAGUUAACGACCAAAGAUGGAACGCCGACGUUUUUCACAAAGAAACGUGCUUCCUGCCACAGGAAUUCGCACUAUUACCAUUGCUCACCACUCGCGAGACUCUGUACUUUACUGCCCGUCUAAAAGUUCAAGGCAUUCGCGAUCGACGCGCUUUUUAUUUGAUUAUCGAAGAAAUAGCAGACAAUUUGAAUCUGUCGAACAGUCUAGACACAAUGGUGGAGAAUCUGAGUGGUGGCGAAAGGAAACGGUUAUCAAUAGGUAUAGAAAUGGUCACGAGACCGUCCGUAUUGUUGUUGGAUGAACCAACCAGCGGCCUCGACAGCACUUCCUCGUGUCAGGUGAUCAAUUUGCUGCAUCGAAUGGCGAGUACCGGUUGCACGGUCGUUUGUGCGGUUCAUCAACCCAGCAGCCGGAUGAUAUCUAAGUUCGAUGACCUGUUAGUCCUGCACCAGGGAAAGUCUUUCUACUGCGGCACUUGGGACAACGUUUUAAGCACCUUCAAUGACGCGGGAUAUGUCUGCCCGCAGUUUUAUAAUAUAGCCGAAUUUGUUUUAGAAGUCGUGACUGGCGAGAGAGACGGCGACUUGGACAAUUUGUACACAAUAAGUCACGACAAAUAUCAGAAAUGGAAGACAUUGUUCCAACGUCCUACAAUGGAUUUGGAUUCCGGUGUCACGUUGAAAAUUAACAAUAAUACAAACAAAUUGAAGUCGCCCGUAUGGGAAGAGGCGAAAGUACUGUUAAUGAGAGGAAUGAUCUGUACUAAACGUGAUAAUACAUUGACUAAGCUCAGGUUUGCAGCUCACGUGGUAGUAGCUUUUUUAUUAGGCGCCGUGUUUUAUAAUACCGGGAGCGAUGCUAGUAGAAUUAACAGCAAUAUCGCUUGCGUAUUCUUUGUUUUACUGUUCUUGUAUUUUUCAAGUUCCAUGCCGGCUGUGCUAAUGUUUCCUAUAGAGGCAAGUGUAUUCUUGCGAGAAUAUUUAAACAAUUGGUAUCGUUUGAGGUCUUACUACGUGGCGAAAAUUACGUCUGACUUACCGUUGCAAAUCCUUUGUCCAUCCGUAUUUAUCUUUAUAGCAUACUACAUGACUGGCCAGUACAUGGAAUGCGACAGAUUCUUUCGUACAUGGUUAAUCUGCAUUUUGACAACGAUAUUGGGCCAGUCGUCAGGGAUGCUCGUCGGUGUCGCAUUUAACCAGCACUUAGGAAUAUUUUUAGUUCCUGCGAUCAAUAUGCCCAUGAUUCUAUUCGCCGGGUUUUUCUUGAAAUUCAGCGAAGUAGCGGGAUACCUUCAACCACUGUGCAUUAUUAGCUUUUUCAGGUACGCAUUUGAAGGUAUCUUACAAGCACUUUAUGAUGGAGAUAGAGAAAAGUUACCAUGUUCUGCAAUCUAUUGUCCCCUGCGUUCUCCAAAUAGAAUUCUAGAAUGGAUGGAUAUGCCUACAGUUUCUUUUUUCAUGAAUAUAUUUGCGCUGUGUAUUUGGAUAGCGUGUCUGCAGAUUGCUACUUACCUUGUACUUAAAUGGAAGGCGAACGUAGCACGGAGAUGACAUAUUAUGUAUUUUCCUUUAAAAAGUGAUUGUCCUUCGACCAAUAUUAUUAAUUAAAUAUCAAAAAGGAAAAAGAAAAAUACUUCAAAAUUAUUCAUCUGUAGAUUUGAAAAUAUUUAUGUGAAAAGUGUUUGAUGGCUAUUAAGUAAAAAUGCUUAGAUAUGUUUUGUAAGUAUAUAUUUAAUUUUACAUACAAAAUUAUAAAUAAUGAAAAUAUAUUUCUUUAUACUUGAAACGUUUUCUAGUACAUACAUUGUUAAUGUGUAAAGCAUAUUCUUGGGAAGGGGUUAUCACAACGUUGAUAAGCCCACAUUCUCAAAAAUAUUGUUCUCGAUGUGUUACGUAAAAUCGGCAAGAUCGCGAGUUCAAAGUACUUCCGUAAAUAUUAAUGGCUCGAAUAGCUCAAUGUCAAGAGAUUAAUCAUUUUGUACUGAAAACCUGAUGUAUUGGGUUUUAUCUUUGCCUUAUAAAUUAAAAUAAGUACUCUAAAACAUGUAAGUGGACUUCGUGCCUUAUUUAUUUAUAGCACUCAAGACCCUUUGAAUACAAUGAAAUGUUUAACAAAGUUGAACAUUAUAAAAA
Messenger RNA from Nomia melanderi (Alkali bee), 3449 nucleotides. RefSeq names its product ATP-binding cassette sub-family G member 4. Gene Ontology annotation, molecular function: ATP hydrolysis activity; ABC-type transporter activity; ATP binding. Gene Ontology annotation, biological process: transmembrane transport. The record is from RefSeq and is a predicted model, not a curated record. Lineage: Eukaryota; Metazoa; Arthropoda; Insecta; Hymenoptera; Halictidae. Gene Ontology annotation, cellular component: plasma membrane.